This is a messenger RNA of Myripristis murdjan (pinecone soldierfish), 2127 nucleotides long. RefSeq names its product solute carrier family 39, member 11 (gene slc39a11). Gene Ontology annotation, biological process: zinc ion transmembrane transport. Gene Ontology annotation, cellular component: membrane. The record is from RefSeq and is a predicted model, not a curated record. The transcript is spliced from 10 exons. Gene Ontology annotation, molecular function: zinc ion transmembrane transporter activity. NCBI's taxonomy places the organism in Eukaryota, Metazoa, Chordata, Actinopteri, Holocentriformes, Holocentridae. The coding region runs from base 68 to 1090 and encodes 340 amino acids.
CACGUGUACAGGGAAGUAGGAAGUAAAUACAGAGGAGUCGAGGUGCCUGUGGCAGCUGUCGGGCACCAUGUUAGUCGACUAUAGCCCCGUGACUCAGGCCCUACUGGGGACUCUGUUCACCUGGGGCCUGACCGCUGCUGGAGCCGCCCUCGUCUUCGUCUUCUCCAGCCGACAGAAACGCAUCUUAGAUGGAAGUUUGGGUUUCGCUGCUGGGGUGAUGCUCGCUGCUUCCUAUUGGUCAUUACUGGCGCCGGCGAUCGACAUGGCCGAGGAUUCUGGGAAGUACGGCUCGUUCGCCUUCGUGCCCGUGGCCGUGGGAUUCGCUCUCGGCGCCGCCUUUGUGUACCUCGCCGACCUGGCCAUGCCCCUGCUGGGCGUAGGGACCGACCCCCACACCGCCUUGGCUCUUCCCCCCGACUCCAAACUGGACAAAGACAAAGCGGAGGGGCCCUCGUUCCUGCCGUCCGACCCUGAGGAGAUGAGCAUCAGGAUAGGUAGAGCUGGACCUCUUUCAGACAAGAUCGAGAACGGCGAUGUGCACCAGAGGAGGAAAGGACCCCACUCCAGCAGCUCAGAGGGACAGGAAGCAGGGAGUAGACAACAGGAAGUGGCGAGGCAGGCGGCAAACAGCUGGAGACGCAUCCUCCUCCUCAUCCUGGCCAUCACCAUCCACAACAUCCCAGAGGGCUUGGCAGUGGGGGUCGGGUUCGGUGCCAUUGGAAAGACGUCAUCUGCCACUUUCGAGAGCGCCAGAAACUUGGCCAUCGGUAUUGGCAUCCAGAAUUUCCCAGAAGGCCUGGCGGUGAGCCUGCCGCUGCGGGGCUCAGGGGUUUCAACAUGGAGAGCCUUCUGGUUCGGCCAGCUCAGCGGCAUGGUGGAGCCCGUCGCUGGGCUGCUCGGUGCCGUCGCCGUGGUUUUGGCAGAGCCUCUGCUGCCGUACGCCUUGGCGUUCGCCGCCGGGGCGAUGGUCUACGUGGUGGUGGAUGACAUCAUACCCGAAGCUCAAGUCAGUGGAAACGGGAAGCUGGCGUCCUGGACCUCCAUCCUGGGCUUCGUGGUGAUGAUGUCACUGGACGUGGGGCUGGGCUGAGGUGGCGCCGCCCUCCACGGCUGUGAUGUCACAACGCUGCUGACCUCAAUUUACAACAACAAAAAGGGUGACAAAGUGAAGUGUUUCAUUCCAAAAUGUAAAAAUGUGUCUUGGUGUGAGGAAACUUGUAAUUUGAAAGCGAUCAGUCGACGUUUUGAAACCCCGAUGACUCUAACCUGAUAAACUAUUUUGUAUGCAAAGCUUGAAGAUGAGGUGAUUCACUUUAUUUAAUUUAAUUUUUUUUUUUUUUUUUUUAAACAUGCCAGCAGUCAUUUUUAUGUGUGUCUCUUAUUCGAAUACCAGGUCUUUCACUUUGGAAUGAAGUUACAAAUAUUCUACAAAUAUUCUGUCUUUUUGAGCUUUGCGUGUUUGCUCUUUUUGAAUUGCGAGGUUGCUUCAGUUGAUCUUUAUUAAAUGGUUAUUGUUAAUUUUAAAACAAACUGUCAGCUUUAUAAAAGUCCAUUGAAUGUGAGCUGGAUUUGGCUUGUUUUUUGUUUUUGUUUUUUUUAUGACAUUAUGCAUUCCCUUGUGAUGGAAAUACUUGAAGAGCAGCGUUUGAUUUAUGGGAGUGAAUGAUUUGAUUCUGUUUCUGAUGUUGAUUCAUUUUUUUUCUCCCCCUUUUUAAUUUUCAUUCCUCCCUUUCGGCUGUUGCUGUGUGAUUGUGAAGGGGCUGACUCACACAUCUGCCCUACAAAGGCAAAAGGCAGGAACUACUGAGAGUGUGGAACAAAACACAGCUGAUCUCCUAAAUUCUGCUGUUCAAUAAUUCUCAUACAAGUUAUGACUUUCCUGAAAAACAAAAAAAAAAGGUUAUGCUUUAUCCUCUCUCAUCUGUAGCCGAUUUUUUAAAAAGUUGAGAAAAUCCUCUUAGUGCCUUUUUCCUCUGUAGAGCCCAGAUGAUCCUCUGACUGCCAUCUGAACGUGUCAGCCUGCUGAAUCACCUGCUCUGCUGCUGUUUCUAAAUUAUUUAUGUGCCUGAGUCGACGCAUGGUCAGACAUGAAGCUUUUUUUAUGAUUAAAAGACCAAGUGAUUCUCA